UUUGUGUCAUAUAUGGAAGCUGUUGUUUCGUUUCUAAUAAACUUCUUUACGUAUUUACAGACGAUAAAUAAAUUAAGGAAUACUUUAUAUCUAUUUGAUAUAAAAUAAUGCAAUGUUGUUUCACGUUGUUUAUCAAGUGUAAAUAAUUGUGGCGUAUUAGUUAUAUUUUUAAAGUGAUAAUUGAAAGUAAAUCGGGAAUAUUCGUGUGAUUAUGUGGGUUUCAAAAAUGUUCACAGUUUAUAUUUUCAUCGUAUUAUUCUUAAUGAAUGUAGCCGAUGCAAUAAAAGCUCACUGCAGCCAGGAAGAGGAUUUGUUAAAGAGAUGUUCUGUGUCUUUGCCCGUACUCAGCUCGCCAGAGAUAUCAUUCGCACUGACCCAAGAAGAAUUGGAUAAGAGCUGUGUUGAACUUCGCGCUGGAAUCAAAUGCAUAGACAACUACACGGAAGUAUGUAUGGAGAAACACGAGCAAAUCGUCUUCCGCAAAAUAUAUGCGGGGAUAACAGACGUUGUUCAGGAACUUUGUACCCGCGGCAAAUAUCAAGAAGAGUAUCUGAAACACGCGAACUGUGUCAAGAACGUUCGGCCGGAGUACGAAAAAUGUAGUCAUAAGUAUGAAGUUACCCUUACCGGAUUAAGUGAACUGAGCAAUCAUCAGGUCAAUGAGCAGUAUAAGACUGAUAGGAGGGAGGCUCUUGCUUUGGGGAACCGUGAAGAUUAUCUUAGGAUAGUUUGUUGUUCCUUUCAAGAAUAUCUGAAGUGCUCUGAGCUGACAGUGCAGAGUUCAUGUGGUGAUGAAGCGGCGCUGUUCACCAGUGCGUUUCUUAAGAGGAUGGCUUCAAACAUUAUAAAGAACUAUUGCCUCGAAUUUCGCGGAGCAGAGUGUAAUUCUGGCAGUAGAGCGUCGGACCACAAAGUGAUAACAAUCAGCAUUGCCAUUUUAGCAAAUCUAGCAGUUGCGUACUUGUCAAAAUUAUUAGUUCCAACGUAAUGUGUCAUGUAGA
Achroia grisella is the source of this 1001-nucleotide messenger RNA. RefSeq lists its product as uncharacterized. The record is from RefSeq and is a predicted model, not a curated record. Bases 212 to 988 code for a protein of 258 amino acids. The transcript has 5 exons. Lineage: Eukaryota; Metazoa; Arthropoda; Insecta; Lepidoptera; Pyralidae.